ACUGACAGUGCUGCUGUACAAUGUGAGCAUUUGGCUCCUUUGGCAGGGAGCAGCAGUGAGCAGCAGGCAGCAGCUCAUUCAUAGGAGAUGGCUGCCUUCCUCUCUAACCUGGUUCAGUUCCGGGGGCUACUUCAAAUGAUCUUAGUGCUGGGAAUUGGUGGUAGUUUUCCAUAUGGAUUCCAUAUUUCUGUCAUCAACUAUCCUUCUGUGCACAUCAGGAAGUUUAUUAAUGAAACCUGGAUAGAUCGGCACGGCUCUCCCCUCCAUCCUGAGACAAUCAUGCUGCUGUGGUCCUUCAUUGUGUCUGUUUAUGGGAUAGGAGGAUUCCUGGGAAGCCUCUGCUGUGGCUACCUGACUACAAAAUACAGGAAGAAAAAGUGCCAGAUGUUCACCAACCUGAUCAUGUUGGUAGCUGCACUUUUCAUGGCCCUCAGUAAAACAGCCAAAUCCUUUGAGAUGAUUCUGGUUGGGCGCUUUCUCUAUGGCAUUGGUUCAGGUUUUUCUCUCAAUAUACAUCCUCAGUAUGUAGGAGAGAUUUCACCCAAGAAGUUGCGUGGUUUUACCAACUCCACUGUUGCUGUUUUUCUGACCCUGGGAAAACUCACAGGACAGGUGGUUGGACUACGGGAGAUUUUAGGAAGCGAAGCUUUGUGGCCAUGGUUGUUAGCAUCUAGUGGACUUUCAGCAUUGGUUCAGCUGGUUACCCUCCCAUUUUUCCCUGAUUCACCAUCCUACCUCCUGAUACAGAAGGGUAAUGAGGAAGCCUGCAGGAAAGCCAUCAGGAAGCUCUGGGGGGAAGGAGACCACCAGGCAGAAAUUGAUGACAUUGUGAAGGAGAAGGGUGCAGCGGCGAGCACGAAGACCUUGCGUGUCCUGGAAGUGCUAAAGGAGCGAUCCCUGCGCUGGCAGCUGUACAUUCUGAUGACUGUCAUGACCACGCUGCAGCUCUGUGGAAUCAAUGCAAUAUAUUUCUAUUCUUUUGAAGUAUUCCACACAGCCAAGUUUGAAGAAUACCUUAUCCCCUACGUGUCCCUGGGAGUUGGGUUGUGUGAGUGCUUAUCCUCUAUACUGUGUAGCACCCUCAUAGACCGCUUUGGGAGGAAGGUGCUGCUCUGGGGUGGAUACUCGCUGAUGUGCUCUGUGCUGGCACUGCUCACCAUGACCCUGUCACUGCAGCAUCGUUUUUUCUGGAUGCAUUACUUCAGUGUUAUCUUGAUCUUCCUGUUCGUUGUCUUCUAUGGAAUUGGGCCAUCUGGAGCCACCAUAUCUGUGAUGGUUGAAAUCUUCAGCCAGUCAUACAGACCAUCAGCCUUUCUGAUUGUUGGCUGCAUCAACUGGAUGGGACUGUUUGUACUUGGGAUGAUUUUUCCAGUAAUUGUUGAUAACCUUGGACCCUUCUGCUUCCUUAUCUUUUUGGGAAUCCUUGCUUUAUCAGCAAUUUUCAUCUACCUGUAUCUUCCUGAGACCAAGGGAAAGUCAAUCAUGGAAAUAAAAGCAGAAUUCAACAAGCUGAACUUUGGGCAAAAAGAAACCUCUGUCACUGAAAAUAACUUUCCUAAGGAACAGUUGCCUUGCACCAAACUCUGAAUGUUCAGAGAAGAAAUUUGCAUCUCUUGGAAAAGACAGGAAAUAAUGUUGCAAUAGAACUAAAAAGGAAACAUUAAAAACAGACUGCAAGCUCUUCUGUCUCAUUUAUUUUUUCUUUUUUUAAGAUAGAUAUGAAACUCACUAUCCUAGAAUAACACUAAGUACCUCAUAAGCAGGAGCCUGCUGGCAAAUAGCUCAGAGAAGAGUAUGAGUAUCAGAAAUAAAAAAAUACAAAUGAAAUAUUUUAAGAAGAUGAACCAAGGUAAAGAAUUAUUAAGAAGGCUCAAUAACCAACAGUCAUGAGGCUGGGGAAGCACAGAAGGCUGAAGUAUUUGGCUGACAGGCACACAGAGGAAAAGCUAAAUACAUGGUUCAGGGUGAUCCAAGCAGAUACAGGCUGAAAACUUAACACCUCACAUCCAGAAAACAGUUUCCAGCAUGACUACAGAAAGAAGUAUUGAAAGUGAAAUUUGCUGUGCACCAGUUCUGGAGAUGUAAUGGAACUUUCAGUGGGAAACAUCCUAGUAACUCUAGGCAGGGAGAAGAACCUGCUAAACUGAGAUAUUCUUGCAUGCAAAAGAAGUAAAAUGACUGCUAUAAAAUAAAGCUGGGUCUGGAGAGC
This is a messenger RNA of Oenanthe melanoleuca, 2209 nucleotides long. Its product is annotated as solute carrier family 2, facilitated glucose transporter member 11-like. Gene Ontology annotation, molecular function: hexose transmembrane transporter activity. Gene Ontology annotation, biological process: monosaccharide transmembrane transport. The transcript has 12 exons. The record is from RefSeq and is a predicted model, not a curated record. NCBI's taxonomy places the organism in Eukaryota, Metazoa, Chordata, Aves, Passeriformes, Muscicapidae. The coding region runs from base 88 to 1587 and encodes 499 amino acids. Gene Ontology annotation, cellular component: membrane.